AUGAAAUUGUUAGGAUUUGAAGACAAAGUACAGAAAUUUGAGGAUUUUAUUAAUGGAAUUAAGGCACGAGAAGCCAAGGAAAAGGAGAAACGCGAUGAAUUGUUUGCCGCAGAGUUAGAGAAAGCUAAAAACUUUCAAGAAUUCAUGAAAGAGCUAAAUUCGAAAGAGGAAAAAGAAACAGAAGAACGAUCUAAGUUGUUUGCCGCAGAGUUACACAAACUAGAGCAAUACAAUAAAGAGAAUGCGAAAGAAGUCAAACGACAGAAAAAUGUGACGUCAGAAAUGCUUGAAAGUGUGGCGAAUUCUAAGAUGGAGUUUGAAAAUGUUCAUAAACAAAUAAAUGAGAGAAUGAAAGGAAAAGUUGUGGCUUUCACAGUGACCACACCUAAGAUGGGUGCUACAUCAUCAUCUAUGUCUUUUGAAACUGUCAUUACAAACGACGGGAACGGGUUUGAUACAUCGACUGGCAAGUUCACAUGUCCUGUUAGCGGGCUUUACUACUUUUCUUUACACAUCAUUAAAAAACGGGCAUCCGAUGCCGACACUGCUGGAUGUAACAUUUAUCUGAACGGAUCAAGUAAAGUGAGAGCUUAUAUAGAUCCACAGGACGGAACAAAUGGUGCGGACAGCGGAAGUUACGGAGUUUCGACAUCGGUGUAUUUAAAUCUGAAUGUUGGGGAUGUAGUGACCAUUGAGAACUGUAGUGGAACCAUACCAGACCGAGUUGAAUCGUGGACGACAUUCAGUGGUUAUUUAGAAAGACAAAUUUAA
This is a messenger RNA of Ruditapes philippinarum (Manila clam), 771 nucleotides long. RefSeq names its product complement C1q-like protein 2. Gene Ontology annotation, molecular function: protein binding. The coding region runs from base 1 to 771 and encodes 256 amino acids. The transcript has 2 exons. The record is from RefSeq and is a predicted model, not a curated record. NCBI's taxonomy places the organism in Eukaryota, Metazoa, Mollusca, Bivalvia, Venerida, Veneridae.